AUUAAAGCGUUGAUUUCAUCAUAACCACUUAUGCUCCAAACCAACGAUUAAACUCAUACAUAUAUCAGCGUGUUUUUGCUUAAACUAUUAUUUGCUGCUGAAAUCCUGAGAUGCAGCGAAAGACUGAUCUCAGACCGGCUUUAAACCGUGUGUUCACGUUACCCAGACUUCCCUGCGCCCAUCUCCUAGAGACGAACGACGAUGUGCCGUUACUGAGGAUGGCGCGUUUGUUUUGGUUGUUUCUUUUAACGCUUUACAGGAAUACUCUUUGCAGUAAUGUUACACAUUUUGGGAAGAUAAAUGCCACGAACGGAAACGAAACAUCCUCCGACUGGAACAAAGCUCUUAAUUUCACGGAGCAGGACACAGCCGCUGCUCUGUCUCCGGUUCCGACGUCCCCCAGUCAAACAAAUGUGCCGGACACGUCCGUCGUCCUCACGAGCCCGAACGCGAGCCCUGCUCGUUCCGGCUCCGCCCCGCUGCCGCUGUCCGGUUCCCUGCCUCCGCCGGUCACUAACGUGUCCGCUUUGUGCCCGUGCGACGCGCAGCCCGCGCGCUGUGAUGUCGACUGCUGCUGUGACGCCGACUGCUCUCAGGAGCGAGCCCUUUUCUCGCGCUGCUCGGUACACAAAGUAAUCGGUGAGACUAAGCUGUGCAGUCAGGACACAGCCCUGUACAGCUUUAGCAUGACACCGAGUGGUUUAGCCCAGGUGCAGACGGCAGUGCUGCGCGAGGUCAACCCCGACGUCCUCUGUAUACGGUCUGCUAAUUAUGAACAGGGCUUGUCAUUUGUCACCCCUACAAUACCUACGGAGAGGAAUUUUGAUGAACUCUUCAGUCAUUUUGUGGGAUUCUUCUUUGGGGCCUCUGAUGGCCAGAGCAGCACCCUACAAACUUCUCCCCAGGAAAACUCUCCGGGAUACCAGUACGGGGACAUUAUUCUGACGGAGGACGGUGCUGGGCGACGAGACUUCUUCAGGCUUCCUGGGUCUGGAGUGACAGCCAACUGCUUUGAUUCGAACCCUGCAGCGUUUUUGAAGGACCAGACGAGCAGGUGUGUGAGGAGCUUUGUGUUGGUGCAAGACUGCACCGCAUUAGAGGCCCUGGACUUCAGGACAUACAGUAGCUUCCGUGUUUUCUCAGGGAAGGGCAAAGAGGCUACUCUGGUGCCCGUGGAGCUGGAUGCUGUGACCCUGCAGUCCCUGGAGGGCACACGGACUCUAGCAGACGUGACGUCUGCCUACCAGCCUGUGUUACUGGAACCUGCUGAGGUCUGUAGCCAGGUGGUGCUGCAGGUGAGCUUUGACAAGGUGAAGUACACGGUCAGGUAUGGUGCAGCUGGGAAGAUUGUGGGCGUGCUGGCAUCCUUGGUGCUGGGCGCCGUGCACACCGCCACAUUACCCAUUCAGCAGCUCUUUCAAAUCGUCUUUGUUCAGGAGGCCAGAAGUGACACGCUUCUCCCCUUCCGUGGCAAUCCUGGUUAUGUGGUGGGACUACCUCUUGUGGCCGGAUGGAGAACUGCAGAGGGCGUGGUCCGCAGCGGUGACCCAGAUGGAACCAUCACCACGCUGCACAGCUCUGCCGCUCAGGACUGCCUGCUCGGCUCACCCCAGCGCAUGGCCGUCCUGUUUGGGAAAGAUGUGGUUUCGGGCUGCACCUUUAGGCUGGACGAUGGCGCUAACUGUUCUUUAGUGUCUGAAGCCCUUUUACGGAGUGUGAAAGGCCAGAGCUUCCCAGACUACGUGGCGUCUUUUGGGAACAGUCUGCCUCAGAACCCCAUGGACUGGGUGCCCAUAGAGAAUCAAACCACAUUGACGAGCACACUGGGAUGCAGUAUUCCACUGUCCUAUCAUCUGGAAGUAAGAUGGACCAAGUAUGGAACCUUGGUGAAUGCCCAAGCUCAGAUUGUGAGCGUUAUGGAAAAAAUUCAGACCAAUACCAGCAUCUUGUCAUCUGUGUCCAGCAUUACAAGCUCUGUGAGCUUUAUUGAUGUGUCUGCUGGUGCCAGUCCAGGCGUUAGAGUUCCUCCAACCAUCGACGCCAAACUUCCCUACGACUUCUUCUUCCCGUUCGUAUGAGCAGAAUACGGCGCUGCUGAGAUUCCGGACCCUGGCUGUCCGGUCACUUGUCAGCAGGAAGCGGAGCACAGCCCGGGAUUUUGGGAGACUGCGUCAGCUUCCGUUUACUUAAGAGUGAUAUUGCUCUUUUGAAAAUAGGAGGACUGUUUUAAAUAAUUUUAAGGUCUGUGAACCUACAUUGGGUUCCAUCUCUUCCCCAAAACAGUCAUCACCCAAGUUAGCAGCACUAAUUUAUUAUGGUUUUUUUUUAAAUGCUUUUAAAAAAUUUCUGUACAUACUACUACUUAUAAUAAAGAAUACUUUUAUGAUUGCU
Electrophorus electricus (electric eel) is the source of this 2391-nucleotide messenger RNA. The record is from RefSeq and is a predicted model, not a curated record. Lineage: Eukaryota; Metazoa; Chordata; Actinopteri; Gymnotiformes; Gymnotidae.